Gavialis gangeticus (Gharial) is the source of this 4904-nucleotide messenger RNA. RefSeq names its product MAF bZIP transcription factor (gene MAF). The transcript is spliced from 3 exons. Gene Ontology annotation, biological process: regulation of transcription by RNA polymerase II. The record is from RefSeq and is a predicted model, not a curated record. Bases 516 to 1595 code for a protein of 359 amino acids. NCBI's taxonomy places the organism in Eukaryota, Metazoa, Chordata, Crocodylia, Gavialidae. Gene Ontology annotation, cellular component: nucleus. Gene Ontology annotation, molecular function: DNA-binding transcription factor activity, RNA polymerase II-specific; RNA polymerase II cis-regulatory region sequence-specific DNA binding.
UUUUUUUCUCCCCCCCCUCCCCCGAUGAAACCUCUCCUGGCUUUGCACUUGGGAUGAAAAAAGACCCGAGGAAAAGGAUGAAGUGUUAAAAAAUAACCAAAAAAAAAAAAAAUUCAGACUAAUACCAACCCCCACCCCCCCAAAACCAACCACCACCGAGCAAAAAAAAAAACAAAACAAACAAAAGCAAGCAACCAACAGCAACAACCUUCUUUGCAGCAACAGCUGCGAGAGACUCCAACCUUGCUGCAAAAAGGCGACUAGAAAGAGGCGCUCGGGGCUGAUGCAUCAUCAGUCUCCGAGACUCUGCGAAGGAGAAGCGGGAGCGAGAAGCGGCGGUGCAAUUUGGAGCGCGGCUUUGCAAGGGGCUGGUGGAGAGAGGCGCGAGCGAGAGAGAGAGAGAGGAGGAAAAAUAGCCCUCGCAAAUCAUCAAGCUGGCUCACCCGGCGGCAACUCCGAGCAGCCCCCUCGCUCCUGGCGUGCACCCUUUCUGGAGGACUGUCAGCAGCAAAAGGAUGGCAUCAGAACUGGCAAUGAGCAACUCCGACCUGCCCACCAGUCCCCUGGCCAUGGAAUAUGUUAAUGACUUCGAUCUGAUGAAGUUUGAAGUGAAAAAGGAGCCGGUGGAGACCGAUCGCAUUAUCAGCCAGUGCGGCCGCUUGAUCGCUGGGGGAUCCCUCUCUUCCACCCCGAUGAGCACGCCCUGCAGCUCGGUGCCCCCUUCCCCGAGCUUCUCGGCGCCCAGCCCGGGCUCUGGCACGGACCAGAAGACCCACCUGGAAGAUUAUUACUGGAUGACCGGCUACCCGCAGCAGCUCAACCCAGAGGCGUUGGGAUUCAGCCCCGAGGACGCGGUGGAAGCGCUGAUCAACAGCACCCACCACCCGCUCCAGAGCAGCUUCGAUGGCUAUGCUAGAGGGCAGCAGCUGGCCGCCGGCUCCGGGGGCUCCAUGCCCGGCGAAGAGAUCGGCUCCGCCGCCGCCGUGGUGUCCGCGGUGAUCGCGGCGGCCGCGGCGCAGAACGGGGCCCCCCACUACCACCACCACCACCACCCGGGCGGGCACCACCACCACCCGCCGCCGGGCAGCGGGCAGUCCAGCAGCAGCAGCAGCAGCAGUAGCAGCAGCAGCAGCAGCAGCAGCACCGGGGGCGGCGGCGGCGGCGGCGGCGGCGGGGGUCUGCACCACCAGCACCACAGCAGCAGCCUGCAUUUCGACGACCGCUUCUCGGAUGAGCAGCUGGUGACCAUGUCCGUGCGGGAGCUGAACAGGCAGCUCCGGGGGGUGAGCAAGGAAGAGGUCAUCCGGCUGAAACAGAAGAGGAGGACCCUCAAAAACAGGGGCUAUGCCCAGUCCUGUCGCUUCAAGAGGGUCCAGCAGAGGCACGUCCUGGAGUCCGAGAAGAACCAGCUGCUGCAGCAAGUCGAGCACCUCAAGCAAGAGAUCUCCAGGCUGGUCCGGGAGAGGGACGCCUACAAGGAAAAAUACGAGAAGCUGGUCAGCAAUGGCUUCAGAGAAAACGGAUCCAGCAGCGACAACCCUUCCUCUCCAGAGUUUUUCAUGUACCCGAGAGAAUCUUCUACAUCGGUGAUGUGAAAACCCCUGUUGCCUGAGGUCAAAAAAGGGCCUGACGCACCUCUUGCUGAAUUCAAAGGGGAAGCUUCCUUCAACUUCAGUUUGAGCGGGCCCUUAAUAUAUACAUACCGGUGGCAUGUAUAUGCACCGUAUGAAUGCUGUUAACGUUGGACCUGAUCCUGCCAUAGGACAGGUGUUGUCCAUUGGAAGGGGCUCAGUGCUAGGCAGAAUGGAAACAUUUUGUCUAAUGAAGCCUGCAGAUGGCAUAUGCAAAAAUAAUGUAGGAUUCGGCUCCUUUGCAGGGUCGAGUGUCUUCCCCACACUGGGAAGGAGGGUGUUUGUAAAGUAGCCAAGGGUAUAUAUAGCAGCAGCAAACAGCUGAGGUGUUCCAGAUGUGUGCAGAGGCUUUUAUUUAAAGGGCACCAUCUCGCCCAUCGGUUGCUCAGGACUGCCAGUGAGCUCCAGCUGAGCGGAGAAGCAGUGCCCUUUGAAAUCAAAGCCUCAACAAAUGCACGAGUGGCUCAUGCUUAAUUCAGCAACCAGCCGGGCAUUAUGCAGGGUGCAAAGCACCUGGAUAGACCAGGUCUGGGUCCUACUGUCCCGCCGUGCUGGUGGGGCAAUGCCGAGGUUGUCCAGUUUAUCCAGAGGAGACAAGUGGUGCCUGUAAAACAUGUUCGCACUUUUUGAGAGUCUCUCAUUGCAUUUAUCGGGUGCCUCAACGCACCCCUGCGAAGCAGAGAAAGAACGCAUGGACAAAGACUAUUUCACCCACCAGUGGAAAGAAGCAGCAGUGUAACAGCCGAGCCUGGCAUCAUCCAGAGCUCGGGGCACCAUAGGAAGUGCAUAAUACACCGGUAUCUUGUUGAGGUUGCAGGGGGUGGAAUUCAAGCUAGGCAGAGUUUAAUUACCACAGCUCAAAUCUGGUCAAAACAUCUAGCUUGGCAGCCUUCCCCUUAUUAAAUUUCCCGUGGAAGCUGUAGCUUCCUCUGCUGCUCUUUCUGUUCAAAAGAUGACUCAUCUGGCACCGUUCUUCCUAAUGCCACGCUGGCAUUUUAGCUUAGUGCUCCCUCAGUGGAUGAACACUCACUAUAGACUGGCUAUGGAAGAUAUCUUCCUUCAUGCAGCACCCCUUGCAGAAGUCUCAUUUGGGUACUAAUUUGGUUCACUUGACUCUGGUAAGCCUUGCAGUGUCACACACACAAGUCGGGACCAACCACAAUUCAGGAGGAAAGCUUUGCUUCGGUAGCAGUUGGCUGCCAUUAGCAGUGUGACAUUGGUAGCAGUCUCACCGUUACGCUAGAGGGUUUCGGGUCCCACUGCUCUAAGGGGAUUUGGGAUUAUACUGCUGCUCACACCACAAUGCAGCACGAAGGAGGAGGAUUCGGUGCGAGAGCUGCUGCCAUGUGGAGGAGUUGUUAAAGCGGCGUCUGUUCAGGUGGAUGCUAAAGUUCCCAUUGCAUUUUAGGAUAACAGUCCCCUCAAACAUAUGCUAGGGUCUAAAAUUGUCCCUAACUUCAAUGCAGGAUUCAGCUCACAGAGUCCACUCUGUUCCACAGUAUAUGCCGUUGUUUCCCUAAACAGGCACGUUGGUGCCUGUGACCUUAUUCAUUAAGGAAAAACUCCUUCCCUUAUAUCAAUGUCCUAGCUCUGAUUUCUUUAAAGCAAAAGGAGUUGUAUUACGGUAGCUCCCUUCUACUGGUAUUUUCUAGCCUGAUACGUAAUUUUAAAAUAAAAAAAUGUGGAGCCCAGAACUGAGGUUUUACUUAGUGUGUGUGAAUACCUUAUAUAAAUUCCCUUGAAUUUCCUUAAAGCAUCACUGUAUGCAGUUUAUUAUAAAACUGUACUUACUGUAUUUUAUGUCCACUAUAAUUGGUUGUUUCAUCAGAUUCAGACUAUAUUCAUGUAUAAUAGGGACUAGCUCCGGACAGAAAAGAUGAAUUGUUAAUCAAGAAAGUUUGGGAAUUAAGAUUUUAAACAUACAGUACUAGAUAUAUGUGCGAUAUUUAGAAGUACAUCUAAAAGGACUUCUGCAAUGUGCUUUAAUCAAAUCUUGAAAAGCAAUUGCCCAAUAAAUCAAAUCUUGAAAAGAAAUUGACCAAUAAAUCAAAUCUGGAAGUGAAAGUGACGGAUAAAUCAACUCUAAAAAAGAAAACAACUAAUAUAUCAAAUUCAUGAUGUGUUUAUUAAAGUAAAGAAUUGCUUUAUAUAUGACUGAUUCUGUGUACAGCCAUCAUGUUAAUUAAGUACUCGUGAUUCUUCAGUAACAGAUAAUGUGCUUAGACAUGCACACAUCUAUAUAUCAGGUAAACAUACAUCUAUCUUUGUUUUGUUUUACACAUUCAAACACAGUAUGUAAUAUUUACUUGCCUCUAUUGUUAUGCCUCUGUGCAGAAUGUCACCAUUUCAAUAUCUGUACAUUUCCAGAAUAGAAGAGCUGCUGAUUCCAACUGUUAAAAUGUCAAUUUUUGUUGAUGUUGGGAAAGUCAUAUCUUAAGCAUGAUGAGCCAUGUCUCAUUCUGAAAGCUUCCCGCUUUUAGUUUCUGAUUCUAACUGUGUACCAGCAACAGCACGAACUUCUUUGGCUAAUUCCUAGAAUUUUGAUAGACAGCUUUGGUCCAAAGCAUAUUUUCAAGAUCAAGACUAUAAAAAUCUCACUAUGGAAAAAUCAUCAUUUGCCUCACUGACUUUGAUUUACAUCUAUGUUACAGAGCCAUGAAAUUUAAAAUAAGAUGACCUAAAUUGUCCUAUAAUAAUGUGGGCAUGGAUGUGUAGUCCUGGUGGCAUAGCUUCCCUGUCACUGUACCAAAUGAAAUCUAGUUUUUAGUGCCAAUCAGUUCGGCAUCGUUAACCCUUUGAGAAUGUUAUUAGAAUUCCCACAAAGCUUUUCAUCAUGUAACAAAUGUUUUCAGACUAAACUUGUCGAGGUCGAAGAAUCCAGGCCACUAAGAUUUAGGACAUUUUUGUCCUCUGCAAUAGUAUGCAUAUAUUUUCCAUUGCACCAAAUACAAGUUAUUAGCAUAGGCUGUAAAAGGCUUGCAAAAAUGUAGAAUUCAAGUAAAAAAUCAAUCUGUCUGGAACAGUCCCCAACACAGAAGGAGGAGAAGAAAUGUGCCCUCCUCCCUUUUUUUUUCUCUUGUGCUAUGUAGUGAAGAGAUUGCUCUGUAUCUGAAUCAGUCAGGAUCCAAAGCAUGAAAAUUACUUUGCAUUUGCUGUGGCAUUAUAGUGCUUGAUUCUGAUUUCUUUUUUCCCUAGUUCAUGUUGUUCCUUUUGCCAAUAAGUGUAUGUUUGAAUUGAAUUGAAAAGUAGCAUAUUAAAGAAGUGGUUUUCAUA